AGUAUUAGUAUUACUCUGUAUUUUUAAUUUCAUGUCCAAUCACUAGUAUCGAUGGUACUGUAGAUUGCUAGACUAUUGACUUAGGAGUCUACUACUAGUCGAGGAUCCGUAUCCAUACUAUGUCAUGGUAUUAGUAUGCCAUCCUUGUCAACCCUCAUGCGAGGCUGCUUCAGCCUUCAGCCUUCAGCACAGUAGAGUAGAGUACGAGACUGCCGGUUGUGUAGUCCACCGCCACCACGCGGCAACAAGCUCAGGACUCAGGAGGCAGAGGUGGGUUCUACCUCUGGCUCGGAUCCAAUGCCUUCCCGUCUGUAUUCCAUGGUUAUCCAUAGUUAUCCAUAGUAAGGCGCCUUCGAGUCUCCAGAGUUCAGGAUGUGGCAGCACUCCUGACUUUUGUCCCCUGAUUGAUGGGAGGCGAUGCAAUAAGCUUCCAUGGUAGGUUAUUCGCUAGUCAGUCCUCGACUCCUCAAACUUGCAGAGCUAGGAGAAUUACUGUUUAGUAAUGCUAGAGGGAUAAAAUACGAACCAGAAGAAGGCAGCCUCAGGCGCCGGCUGCAACUAGCGGCCCGCUAGUUGCGCGCUAGCUACGGGUUGCCUUCUGCGGUUUCUCCCUUUUCCUGCACGGAUAUUUACUUUCACAGUUUAA
Molecule: messenger RNA, 646 nt
Organism: Talaromyces proteolyticus
Lineage: Eukaryota; Fungi; Ascomycota; Eurotiomycetes; Eurotiales; Trichocomaceae
Exons: 2
Coding region: 125-439 (104 amino acids)
Source: RefSeq, a predicted model, not a curated record